Molecule: messenger RNA, 4475 nt
Organism: Clupea harengus (Atlantic herring)
Lineage: Eukaryota; Metazoa; Chordata; Actinopteri; Clupeiformes; Clupeidae
Biological process (GO): regulation of transcription by RNA polymerase II
Cellular component (GO): nuclear body
Source: RefSeq, a predicted model, not a curated record
CUCUCUCCCUCUCUCUCUCUCUUUCUCUGUCUCUGGCUGCUCUUGAGAGGUGGAAUGUCCCUUUAAGAGGGCGCGGAGAAUGGAAGAAGCGCAUCUCCUCCUCCGUGACAUCGCGCAGGAUCGCGUCCUAUCGCGUGCGUCACUCCGCCCCUCAGCCAGGAAGCCAGCCAGGGCAAGGCUGCCCGUAAGCGACCGCGCUGUGUGUUGGUUUGAUACAGACGUUGUGUCAUUAGAUUGCAUACGGCAACUGAGGGGGGAUGAACUUGCCUGGCACUUCAAGGGAAUGUCAAAAUAGCUCUAUUUUUCCUGGAUCCUGAACUUUUAAAGUGCGUCGUCAGUCGCGUUUUCACACACUGAACUGUACAAUCACUUGAUUGUCACGAUUGUUUUUUGACAACCCCCCCCUCUUUCUUUUCUCCUUUUCGUUUUAUUUUACUAUUUUUUCUAUUGUGAGUGGAUUCACAUAUUGAAACAAAAGUGGAUUUAACAGACGUUGCGCUGUCCAUCACUUCUCCAAGAUGCUGUUGGUGUCCCAGCAGCUGCUAGACACACCUCGCAUGGAGCCAAUACUGCCUGGAUCACUGAAGAGGAAGCUGACUGGGCCCGAGGGCCAUCUGGGGUCGGUGAACGGGCUCUCCGAUGGCCCCAUGACCCAGGGCAACACUAAGCGGCUCUGCCUGGAGGAUGUCACCCUAUCCAUGGGCACCAUCUACCCCCAAUCACCCUUCUCCUCCGGACACGGGGUAGGCGGCCAGGGAGGCAUCAACAACAUCAACAGCAGCAACAACAAUGGGCUGGAGUCCCCUUACAUGCCCCAAAAGGCUAGCCCAGGGGCGACACCUGGUGCAGGUGGAGGUGCACCCUCUUUCAAUAACAAUGGGGGCAAUGCAGCCUCCUCGGUGGAGCAGGAGCUUCAGGACAUCCUGGAGGAACUGACCAAGAACCCUGACCCUUCCCUCCCCGAGCUCGACAUAGAGAAGCUCCUAGGAAGCAAAGAGGAUGAGGGGACUUCGAACAGUACUGCUGGAGCUUUCAUGCACCCUGACGGGAGCGGCACUCCCAAGCGCUCCCCACAGAGGCCAUCGCACCUGGAGGCCCACCUCACCCGCUCCCCAGGCUUCCCCCAAGCUGGCUCUCCUCAAGUGGGCCUCAGUCCAGCUGGAGCCCCAUACCCUCUCUCCCACCCAUCCAAACCUGUGCCCUCGCCCCUCUCAGCCUCUCCCUUAUCGUCCUCAUCCUCUCAGACCCAGAACCAGGCUCGUUCACCCAUGCUCUCCGCCGCCCUCUCCAGCCGAGCCGGAACCAGCUGGCAUGAACUUUCCCGGGCACAGCAGCUCCAGCAGCUGGCCUCCAACAGCAACAAGCACCACCCCUCCGGUAACCAGUGCCCAGCCCCACCGCCACCGCCUUCCCAGCCAGGCAUACCAUCCCUGGGACAGCCAUCCUCCUCCAGCUCCUCCUGGGCCGGACCCUCUCCUCCUUACCGGUCCGGGGAAAAGCACCCGAAUUCUUCUCCUCACCAGCAACCCUUCAGCCCGGCUGGGAGCAGCAUCCAGAGCCCCCAGAGUUCACACAUCUCCAGCCUAGCUCCAGCUCCAGCCCAGGGCCCCUCUCCGCCAUACCGGCCUGAGAAGCUCGCCAGCCCUGCCUUGGCUCAGCCCCCGUUUAGUCCGCAGAACACCCUCUUGCCCUCCGGAAGUGUACCAGCCACUGGGGGCGCCAUUCAGGGUUCUCAGGCCAGCUACCUGCCCAGCGUAGGUCCAGGAAGCACAGGAAGCACCCGACCAUCGCCCCCCUACAGGCAGGACACCAAACACGGGAGUCCCAGCAUCGUGCCCCAUCAGAACGGCUCGGGCAACGCCAACAUGACCAACAGUCAGCUCUUCAAGGCCAUCACCUCCAGCCAGCCGGCACCCAGCAGCCUCAAGCUCCUCAUGCAGCAGGGCCAGGCCUCCGCACAGAUGCAGGGCCAGCCGACAGCGCAGUCGUCCCAGCCGAUGGUCGCGGGGCCCCUGGGCAAAGCCGGGGGCCAGGACUCCUUCUCCUUCAACAACACCAAGCCGUUGCGCCACUUCGACCCCGACCCAGCGGCCCAGCAGAAGAUGAGCGCCGGUCACCCGCCGGCUGGCCACGGGCCAAUGGGACCAUCCUACCGUGGGCCCAGCAUGCAGCCCACGCCCCCAACAUCCGCCGCCAGCCACGCCCACUUACUUCAGCAGCGAAUGCAGAGGGUGUUGCACAGGGGUGGAGCUACAGGGGGACCAGGAGGAAUGGUUCCUAUCUGCAGAGAGGAUCCAGGCUCUGGGAUGGUUCCUCGGCUCCAGGACCCAUCAUCUGUUCCGCGGCCCGGCCAGAGCACCUACAACAACAUGCUGCUGAAGAGCCAGCUGAUGCGCAAGCAGCUGGAGAAGCAAAGGCAGAUGGAACAGAUGAAUGGAGGCCCCAUGUCAGAUUGCCAGCAGGUGUCGCCCUUCCAAGGAGGAGGACGACCUCUGCCGGGUGACUGUGGCUACCCAAUGGGAGGCCCCCAGUCCAACCCCUCAAUGUUGACCCAUGGUCCCCUGCCUACCGGCCGUAUGGGUCUCCCUCCCGGCGCCCUCAACCAGGUGGGCCCUUAUGGAGGCCAGGUCAUGGGCCCCUCAGGCUCCAAGCAGCAGGCCCUCUACCACCAGACCCAGGAGUACUGCAUGCCGAUGCGGCCGGGGCAGGGCAUGAUGGGAAUGGGGGUUCCUCCGAGGCAUAUGGCAUCAGCGGUGGCCACGGCGUCUCAUCUAGGCCACGGCACCGUGCGGAUGCCCGGGCCGGGGAUGGGGGGAGGCGGCAUCCCCACUCAGCACCUGCGGCAGGCUCUGAGUCACGGCGGCGCCCUCCCCCCACGUAUGCUCUUAACCCCCCAGCAACAGCAGCAACAGCAUCAGCAGCAGCAGCAGCACGCUCACCAAGCUCAGUCCCAGCUCUGGCAGCACCAACAAGGGGCGCUUUCGCACAUGGACCCCUCCAGCCACCAGCACGGCUUCUCCAGCAUGGCUGCUGCGCCCGGGUGCGCCGGGCCCUCCCAGUUCCCUCCACAGCAGCAGCCCAUGCGGACGGGCAUGCCGGCUAACUUCGGACCCCACCAGUCGGGGCCGGGACUCCGGCCGCCUCCCCCAAACCAGAUGGUUCCGACCCUGGCAGGCCGGCACAUGCAGAAGCUUCCGCCGGGGGCCAGAGUGGUAGCGGGGCAGCCACUGCCCUCCAUGGUCCAGCAGAGCCUCCGACUGCGGGGGCCCCUCUCCGCCAUGGCCGUGAUGAAGCCGGGGGGUCCGUCCAUGAUGCACCACCCGGCCCAUGGCCUGGCGCCGCCCAGCUACCCAUCCUCGGCCGCAGGCAAACACGCCGCCCAGUUGCAGGGGUAUGGACCCGAGCACAACCCAGGACACAAAUUGCCCCCUUAUGACCUGCCCCAUCAGCACCACAGCAACGGGGGCAUGUCGGGGCCGCACAGAGGACAUGGUGGGGUUAGUGGUGGCAACACCAGCGAGGUGGACUUCAUAGAAACUCUGGUGGGCUCCAACGACGACUGGCUCAACAACCUCACAAUGAUCGACGAGUACCUGGAACAGAACUCAUAGGUGUCUCUGAGGUUGUGGACUAUUGACUGUAUCGCUUGAGAACUGCUAUCAGGAGGAGAGCAAUCAAGGCCCCCAUCAUUUGAGCUGCAUUACCACAGAGGUCAUGGGUCAAAUUGCGGAGAGGUUCUGUACAAAAGAUCCACUAAACCAGACACUUUGGUGUGUUGAGAUUGACUGGUUCGGUGGUGCACUGCCAAGCCCACUUCUCCCCUCAGCCCCUGGCACUCUCUGUCUCAUAGGCCUGGCCUCAUGUGUGCCAGUUUCAGGCACAGGCACAGUUUCGGUCAAGCACAGGUCUUGUGGUGCGGUCUUCCUUACCACAUACUGUGCUUCACCUUCCUUGAGCUAUGAGCAACCACGAUAUGGCAUGCAGGCGCUCCCUGUGUGCACACUAAUGAUCACAUUUCAAGUCUCCAAACCCUUUUAGAAAUGGUGAGUGAGUACUGUGAGAAUGAUUUGGUUUGUUGUCAGCGCUGCAACUAAUGCAUUCAGUCAGCACACCUGAUCACCUCACCGGCAGAUUUUAAUUGGUGAUACCAAAUCGCUCGCUUGUUUACAGCUUUGUGUAAACUGGGGUACCCAUAGUUACUAAUUGGCCAAUAGGGGCACAGCGAUGUUGCUUGCCACUGUUGCCAUGGCAAUAUUCAUUUACAUUUCCAAUCAGAAGCAACAUAUGGGUAUUCAUGAAGGGGCUUGUAUUGUAUAUAGUGAAAUAUUUUGUAAAAUAGGUUCUUUUUUUCAUAUGCUGUAACAUAUAAAAGAAGUAAACAUAUUUAUACUCCUUUUUCUGCAAAUAAAUUCCCACAAUUUCCUUUGUAAAUAAUUACUAAAAUGGAAUAAAUUAAAAAAAACAACAAAAAAACA